This is a messenger RNA of Rotaria sp. Silwood2, 656 nucleotides long. NCBI's taxonomy places the organism in Eukaryota, Metazoa, Rotifera, Eurotatoria, Philodinida, Philodinidae. The record is from the annotation of a GenBank genome assembly.
UUAUACGUGAUAAUGGUAGCCGGGUGUGUUAUACUUAUAAACGGCUGCCGGUCGGGUACCGGGUGGAGUUAUUCGGGUCCGGUUUGGGUUCGGGUACGGAGUUGUCGGGUCGGUUCGGACUUGGGUACGGAAAAAAAGCUCCGGUUCGGUUUCGGGUGGAAAAAAGUGCAUCCGUGCAGCACUCUAAUUUCAACAAACAUCUUUUUGUAUUAUGUUUAUUUUUAUUAAUCUAUUAAAAAUUUAAUUUGAUUACGAAUAUGAAAUAAACAAAUAAGUUUAUUACAUUUUUCUUUAGAUCUACAAUAACAACGAAAAAUUCAAUUCCAAAUCUAUAUUCUUCAACAAAUACAAAUGAUUCUAUUGCUUCAUCUAAUUGUUCAAUUGAUCAAAGAAAACAAAAUGAAAUUUAUCAAUCAAAUGAUGAAAUAACUAAAUUACAACAACAAAAUUUUCAUCGUUUACUUUCAAAUGUUGAAUCAACAUAUUCUUCAAAUAAUAAUUAUUUAUCUGAAUAUGCAAUUGAUGAUAAUAAUCAAAUAAGUAAUCAUUCUAAUACACAACAAUCUAUUUUAAAUCAACGUAAACAAGUAUUACUCAAAGCUAUUCAAAGUAUUGAUAAACAAAUAGAAGAACUUAAUAUACAUAAUGAUGAAUAA